Messenger RNA from Canariomyces notabilis, 675 nucleotides. RefSeq lists its product as uncharacterized. The record is from RefSeq and is a predicted model, not a curated record. NCBI's taxonomy places the organism in Eukaryota, Fungi, Ascomycota, Sordariomycetes, Sordariales, Chaetomiaceae. The transcript is spliced from 2 exons. Bases 1 to 675 code for a protein of 224 amino acids.
AUGGCUAGGCGGCGCAGGGAUAAAUCUCCAUCCAACCUCAAACUGAGACAGCCAGAUAGGUCCGGCCCGAGCGAGAAGACGCUCCUGCAGCUCGCCGAGGAGAGGGGCCUAUUCGACCAGGCGAAGAAGCGGGAGGACGAGAUCGCAAAGAAGGCCGCCGGGCGUCCCAUCUCAGAGCCGGCCAGGGGUGGUGAUGAGGAUGGCGACGCAGAGGGACUGCCCCCUGCCGUUGAGCGCGUGCUUGAGACGCUGCUCUGGUCUGUGAGCCUGGCCAUGCUGCACUUUACGCUUGACGUUCUGGUGCAGCACCAGUUCUCGGUAGACAGGAUAGUAUGGCCCAAAGUCGUGACAAGGACUGCCCAGGCCCUUUUGGUCUUCGGCCUGCUUAUCUACGCCCUCCAUCCGCAUCCUUCCAGCCCUUCACUGCUCCCCGGCUUGCCUGCCCGAUACCAACCGAUAGUCAGACAAGGCAUAUUCUUCACGGCAAGCGUUUGCGCCGGCUGUUAUUUGAUACAUAUCACCAAUAUGUACGGUUACUUGGCCGUCAUGAAACGGGCUCCCUCGCUAGGAUGUCUCUGGGUGUGGUCCGUCAUUGAGCUUGAGCUUCCGUGGGCCGUUCUCAGCCUUGCAGGGGCUGGCUUAUUCCUUUGGAUGAACGGAUACAGCAUCAAAUGA